This is a messenger RNA of Antechinus flavipes (yellow-footed antechinus), 1387 nucleotides long. It is a transcript of the gene PBLD, whose product is annotated as phenazine biosynthesis like protein domain containing. The record is from RefSeq and is a predicted model, not a curated record. The transcript is spliced from 9 exons. Lineage: Eukaryota; Metazoa; Chordata; Mammalia; Dasyuromorphia; Dasyuridae. Gene Ontology annotation, molecular function: isomerase activity. Bases 187 to 1053 code for a protein of 288 amino acids. Gene Ontology annotation, biological process: biosynthetic process. Gene Ontology annotation, cellular component: cytoplasm.
GCCUUAAAAGUUAAAAAGAAAACUUUUUAGGAAGGCUAAAUUAGGUCAGGUUGCCCUUCCAUUUCUGGGCCAAAGGUCCUUUUUAUGCAACAAGUGAAUCAUUAACGUGUUGGUUAUAUAACCAGCCACUGCUUUUCUUUCCGCCUGCUGUUUUGAGAGUUUUUAAGAUACAACACGCCGAGGAAGAUGCAGCUCCCGGUUUUUGUCGUCGAUGCAUUUACAAGGGAAGCAUUCCGGGGGAACCCCGCCGCCGUUUGUCUCCUGGAAAAUGAAUUGGAUGAAGAAACGUACCAGAAAAUUGCAAGAGAAAUGAAUCUUUCUGAAACGGCUUUUAUCCGGAAGCUACAUCCGUCGGACAACUUUACCCAAAGUUCCCGCUUUGGGCUAAGGUGGUUCACACCAGCGACUGAGGUCCCUCUCUGUGGUCACGCUACAUUGGCUUCCUCAGCCGUGUUGUUUCACAAAAUAAAAAAUGUGAAUCAGACGGUAACUUUCGUCACUCUGAGUGGGGAGCUGAAGGCCAGACAGGCAGAAGACGGAAUCGUCAUGGAUCUGCCCCUGUAUCCGACACAGCCCAAGGAUGUUAAGGAAGUCCAGGACUUAAUCAAGGGGGCUCUGUGCAACGUACGGGUGCAGGACGUGCGUUAUUCUCCAGACACCAAGAAGCUGCUAGUUCGCAUCGAUGAUUCCUAUGGAAGGUCCUUCCUGGAGAACCUGGAAGUGAACGCAAGCAAUCUGACACAGGUGGAAAAUACAGGGAAAGUGAGGGGACUCAUCCUCACCCUGAAAGGAGAGGGGAGUGGAAAGCCUCAAGGUUACGACUUCUACUCCAGAUAUUUCGCCCCCUGGGUCGGCGUGGCGGAAGACCCUGUCACAGGGUCUGCCCAUGCCGUGCUCAGCAGCUACUGGUCGCAGCAGCUGGGAAAGAAGGAGAUGCGGGCUUUCCAGUGUUCUCGCCGUGGGGGAGAGAUGAAGGUUUCCUUGCAGGAUGGUGGAAGAAUUGACAUUACUGGUCAGACAGCUUUGGUUCUGGAAGGGAAGCUGACCAUUUGAAAGUCACCAUGUCAAGAAUUAUUACUUCUGGUCACUUUUGCAUAGUUGCUCUGUACAGUUUAAAUACAGAUUUAAAAGGAACCUGAUUGGUGUAAUGGGCCCAUUUGAAAAUUAUCAAAUGAAAGAUAUAAAUUUUAAAACUAAUGGGAAGUGUGAGAGUGCCAGAAAGGGUUGCCAUCUCCAGUGUGGUGACUUGAAACAAAUGUAAUGUCCUAAUCUCAAUCAAGGUGCAUCUAAUGCAAAUUAAAUUGUGAGCUCUUUGAAGACGGGAACUGUCUUUUGCCUCUUUCUGUACCCCUACUAAUUUAAUAAAUAUAAUGGAGUAAAAUUUCAA